Histoplasma capsulatum G186AR is the source of this 3503-nucleotide messenger RNA. Its product is annotated as acetylornithine aminotransferase. NCBI's taxonomy places the organism in Eukaryota, Fungi, Ascomycota, Eurotiomycetes, Onygenales, Ajellomycetaceae. The record is from RefSeq and is a predicted model, not a curated record. Gene Ontology annotation, biological process: arginine metabolic process. The transcript has 8 exons. Gene Ontology annotation, cellular component: mitochondrial matrix. Gene Ontology annotation, molecular function: transaminase activity; identical protein binding; pyridoxal phosphate binding. Bases 54 to 3383 code for a protein of 1109 amino acids.
CAACUUCAAUUUACUCCGUGAUAGUAAUAGACACUCCUUCUCAGUGUUCAAUAAUGUUCUCCGCAAGAUCUAGCUCUAGAAUCUGCCAGGUAUUCCGCCACCAUAGACCAGCCCGCCUUUUUUCUGCGAAAACAAGCUUUGCCGGAGACCAUGUUCGGAUCGUCGAAGUCGGUCCCCGGGAUGGGUUACAGAAUGAGAAGAAAGCAAUCCCUUUAAACACAAAAUUGGACCUCAUCGAAAGAUUAGCGAAGACGGGAUUGACCACGAUUGAGGCCGGCUCGUUUGUUCCAGAGAAGUGGGUGCCACAGAUGGCUAGUACCCCUGAAAUCCUAUCAUAUCUUCUCAAAACGCCUCCCAAAUCAUCUCACUCUAUCGCAUAUAACUACCUAGUUCCCAAUAUCAAGGGGCUCCAAAAUCUAGUUAACAUAAUGGAAAAUGACAGUCCACCAGCAUCUGAAUCUUCCGACUCCAACGCGCUUCCAAAGCCCACCACUGAGAUUUCCUUGUUUGCCGCUGCUACAGAAGCAUUCUCGAAAGCGAACACUAACUGCACUAUUGAAGAGUCCCUUGAACGCAUUCGGCCCAUAGUAGCUCUUGCGAAGGAGAAAAAUAUUCGUGUGCGCGGAUAUGUAUCCGUCGCGCUUGGAUGCCCUUAUGAAGGUCCUGAUGUCUCUCCUCACAAGGUUGCUGAAAUAACAGCUACUCUGCUCGAAAUGGGCGCAGACGAGGUUUCCGUCGCUGACACUACGGGAAUGGGCACUGCACCUCGGACAUUAAAAUUGUUACAAACCCUUACCUCCGCUGGCAUUGCCAAUACGGAUCUCGCCCUCCAUUUCCACGACACGUAUGGCCAAGCGCUCGUAAACACCAUUGUGGGCCUAGAACAUGGUAUCCGCAUUUUCGACAGCAGCGUGGGUGGGCUUGGAGGCUGUCCUUACUCGAAGGGGGCUACUGGAAAUGUGUCCACGGAGGAUCUCAUUCACACUCUCCACAGUCUCGGAAUGCGGACGGGAGUCAACCUGGAGGAAAUUUCGAAGAUUGGCGCCUGGAUUAGUAACGAACUAGGCAGCAAUUUCAUUUGUUACCUACGGCGCCGUGGCUGUAUGCAAAUUAGACACUCUUGGAGCUAUGAACAGACUAAUAAAGAGAAACAGAGGAAAUCGUAUAUUGUACAUGAAUUUUUAAGACACGGAUCUCAAUCAGUUCCCAUAUCCUUAGAACAUACCUCGAGAUUCGAUCGUGAAAAUAGAGUACGAGGGAAAGGGUCUCACCACGUCGUGGACCCGCGGAGGAUAUCGCAUGUUCAAAAAUCCGUAACCCUCCCGUUAAAACUCCAAUCUCCGCGCGCACCCCAUUUCAACGGCUCGUUCUUCGGACCGCCAACCUCACCGGUCUUGGGGUUUGUCUCCCCUUCAAACUCCGGUUUUGCCCCACGGAAGAGAUCUGGAUGCAGCUCCUCGCCGGUACCGGUAGCCUCGAUUCCUGGACUGACUGUGGAUGAAUCUCUCGACUGGGGAGACUGGUUGAUUUCCAGAAGCGUUCGAGGGGUGCUGAAGGCGCCAGUUGAUUGUUUUUGGAGGUUCUCGAAGAUCUCUUGUUCUUCUUUAGGGAGUCUGGGUGGAGAGGGCGCAUUUCCGAAUUGGCUGUUAGCAUUAUUAUCGCCUUUGGCUUGUACAGUGGUUGAGAAGAGUGAGAUCAUACUAGUAUUCUGCUACGGCGGUAAGAAGCUUUUUAUGCCGACUUCGCGGGCCGAGGUGGAGCUCGGCGGAAUAUCUUUGAUCCUAUCAGAUAAGAUCUUCGUUUUCCCCCGAAGAAUUUAUUUAUUUGUCUGGGUGUAUUCCGCAACUCCUCUCUCACAGCCACCACCAAUCGACCUUCAACCUGCGUCGGGUUGGCACCUAGAGUUGGACUGUGGAAAUAUCCGCAUUGCUCAACUUGGUAAUAUGGCCCUCCGCUCCGCUGCACGCGGCAUCCGGCCAUGGGCUCGAUCGCCGCGAUCAUUUGCGGACCCUGAGUCACACCAUCAAUUGAGGUAUGCGUCGGCGAGGUCAGGGACGGGGACGGCCCAGAGUACGAACCAAACUGCGCAUCAAAUUGAUCCAACGCUGGACUCUCCCUCCGCAGCUUUCGUAGCACAGCGAGCCCCUUUCAUGGUCCCAACCUAUGUGCGACCACCUCCCGUAAUAGACUCAGGUAAAGGGUGUUAUCUAUGGGACAUCGAGCAACGAAAAUAUCUAGACUUUACAGCUGGUAUUGCCGUUACGUCUCUAGGCCAUUCUGACCCCGGAGUGGCCGAGAUCGUAUCACAACAAUCCAGGAUGUUGAUCCAUUCAUCCAAUCUUUUCCACAACAAAUGGACGGGCACCCUCAGCCAGCUCCUUGUCACCUACACCGUUGAGUCUGGCGCCAUGCGUGGCGCGAAGCAAGCAUUCAUCUGCAACUCCGGCACUGAAGCAAACGAAGCAGCCAUCAAAUUUGCCCGGAAGGUCGGUCACAGCCUCGACCCUUCCGGUGCCAAACACGAGUUCGUCUCUUUCUUCAAUUCCUUCCACGGCCGCACCUACGGCGCUCUAUCCGCCACCCCAAACCCCAAAUACCAAGCCCCUUUCGCGCCCAUGGUCCCCGGCUUCAAGUACGGCACAUACAACGACAUCGCCCAACUCCAAACCCUCAUAACCGAGAAAACCUGCGGUGUCAUCGUCGAGCCUAUCCAGGGUGAAGGCGGUGUGCACACCGCGACACCCGAAUUCCUCAGCGCCCUUCGUGCACGCUGCGACGAAGUCGGCGCCGUCCUCAUCUUCGAUGAAAUCCAGUGCGGCCUUUCCCGCACCGGCUCCCUUUGGGCGCACGCUCACCCUACCCUUGAACCAAAGGAUGACUCACCCGCCGCCCAUCCGGAUAUCCUCACUACUGCCAAGGCGCUCGGCAACGGCAUCCCCAUCGGUGCCACCAUCGUCUCCGAUAAAGUCAGCCAGCACAUCAAAGUAGGCGACCACGGCACAACGUUCGGCGGGAACCCGUUGGCCUGUCGCAUAGGACAGCACGUGCUCACCCGCCUGGCGUCGAGCGCCUUGCAGUCUUCCGUGCGCUCGCGCUCCACGACGUUCCGGUCAGGACUCGAGCAGUUGCGGAAACGAUUUCCAGAUGCUGUUGAGGAUAUUCGUGGGUGCGGGUUGUUGCUGGGGUUGCAGCUUACAGAGCAAUAUAAGGGAAUUGUAGGAGAUAUCACGACUGAGGCUAGGGAGAGGGGAUUACUUGUCAUUACGGCUGGUGACGGAUGUUUGAGAUUUGUGCCGCCGCUGAUUAUCACGGAUGAGGAAAUUAGGGAAGGGUUGUCUAUCUUGGGAGAAGCGAUGGAGCAUGUAUUUGCCCGGGCUGCUUGAAGGGGGUGGUUUCUUUUUUCAUUUUUCGGGAUACACAAGAAGGAUUCUUCUAUUUGUUUUGUUUUAAAACUAUAGAUACACUUUGGGCUAGUUAUUUUUUUAAUAUUCUCUCCCUUUCUC